Messenger RNA from Salvia splendens (bonfire salvia), 3440 nucleotides. RefSeq lists its product as uncharacterized. Lineage: Eukaryota; Viridiplantae; Streptophyta; Magnoliopsida; Lamiales; Lamiaceae. Bases 707 to 1141 code for a protein of 144 amino acids. The transcript is spliced from 4 exons. Gene Ontology annotation, cellular component: cytoplasm. Gene Ontology annotation, molecular function: oxidoreductase activity, acting on the CH-OH group of donors, NAD or NADP as acceptor. The record is from RefSeq and is a predicted model, not a curated record.
ACCUAUAUUGAGUCUAAUAUAGACAACAUUUUGGGGAGCAAGAAUAUUGCCUUCCGAUCAGACAAAUUCAUCUCCGCCGCUAGUCCUAGUCGAUCACAUCAAACUGAAUUCUGAACUUACGAUUUGAUUGCUGAUAACAUUCUACAAAAAUUGAAAUAGCAAUACGAGGAGAGGAGAGGAGGCUUGAAUCUCAAGAAGAUGAAUCUGGUUCUGGGAUUAUAUAUGGAGGGAAUAUAAUAAUCAAUUCAUUUAUUUUCUUUUUCUAUUAAGUUAUUAAUAAAGGAAAAAACAUGACGUAAUAUAUGUAUAUUGAAAAUCUGGAGUUAGUCAACAGUGAACACUGAACAGCGACGAUCCUGUUCAGAUGCGACGUCUCCAAGUCAAGUAAGUGAGAGGGUUUUUGAAUUUGAUGUCUUGAAUUGGUGUGUUAAGAUGUUUGAUUUUUGGUGGCAGAUGAACUUUCCGUAAGCAUGUGGGAGGGUUGGAUAUCUGUAUCAACUCUGCUGGAAUCGCGAAUCCGCUCUCUUUUUAUGAGGAUCACACUGACUGACUGACGGCUUUAAAUCUUGGAGGCGUGUUGUUCAAAUCAAUUUUGUUGCACUCGUUCAAUCCACGCGUAUGAGUUCCAUCAAAGCACCUUCUUUAUAAUUAUGUGUAUUCGUUCAAUCCACGCGUAUGAGUUUCAUUUAGAUUCGAGCAAUGAAAGAUGUUAAGAUCAUUAAUGUUGGAUCUGCUGCUUCGGAGACCAAAGUUUGUUCAAACCGAGAUAACCGCUAAGAUGGACCCUAGGUUCAUUGAUACGUUUGGCGGCUUUAUGAGUACGGAGAUGGUUGUGAAAGGAGCCCUCGACCUUAUUAGCGAUCAAAGUAAAGCUGGGGCUUGCUUGUGGAUAUCCAAUAAAACGGGCUUUGAGUACUGGCCAACUCCCGCAGAAGAAGAGAAAUACCGAACUCGUCCCAAGGCUUCUAGGAAAAAGUCUGCAGAUGUUUUCCAAGUGAAUGUUCAAAUCCCUCGAAGUUUUGAUAAAAUGCACAAUUUCCAAAGUGCAACAAGAGUCGUACAGGCACCCUUGAGAUUGCCACUUAAACCGGAUUAUGUUCUUAUGAAGAUCAUAUAUGCAGGGCCUUCAAAUAUUUCGUGAUACCAAGAUUUUCGGUAUGGAUCAAUAUUUGUCUGAGACUCGUGAUACCAAGAUUUUUUGAAAAGUUUAUUGGUUCACCUGAUAAGGGCCUUCAAAUAUUUCGAGCUAGAGCAUAUUCUUAUCAGCAUGCCGACUCUGUUGAACUACAAAGGCUGUUAUUUUUGUGAUCCACCACACAUUUUUCCUCCUCCAGAAACAAAUGCAUCCACCUUUUCUUAUAUAUAAGCAUCAGGAGCCAUCUAAACAUCGCAACAUUAAGCAAUGAUUCUCUUAUACAAUACCCUUUUUAUUGAUUUCUUAUACUGGAUUGUGUGAAAAGAUUUUAGCUAAGAGCCAGACUGUGGUAAGUACUAUAUGAAUUUUCAUGUUGAAUAGCUGAAAUUUGCAAUAUUCUUUUUCAAGUAAUUUAUGGUAAGAGUAGAUAGUUUUGUUGCAUUUUCUUUGUGGAUUAAAUAUUUUUUAUUUCAUUCUUAUAAACUUGCUGAUUGAUGUCGUAAAGCUUAAGCAAUUGUUUUUUUCAAUCUGGUGAUCUUCUUUAGUUAAUACAUCUUUUAACAUGGAAACUAAAUAGUGGGAAUUGAAUUGAGUUUGAGUUUGAGUUUGAGUUUGCAGUUAGUGUAUAGCCUUUAUAUAUCUUUGUUCAUUAGAUGCGGAGUAUCUGUGUGAUUUAUCAAGUGUGCAAUAUGUAGUCCUGCAACUAAGCUAUAAAUCUCCAAUUCCAAACACUAAGUAGUACUAGCUAGUAUUAUUCUAUUGCCAGAAAGGUUGCAUAUUUUAGUUUGGUGAUUUACAAGAAAAGCAUAAUUUAGAUUUUUACCCUCUUGAAUGUCCAGACUGGUUUUUUUCUAGUGCAGUAUGCACACUUCUGGCAAGAACAUCUAGAUAAGCUAAUGGAUCUCUACACCUCCGGGAAGCUGAAGGUAAUUAAUAUUCUUCGCUCUUGUCAACGUGUGCUUGAUUAUUAAGUCCAUUAAUCCGUGGCCUCUUCUCACAUGCUUUAUCAGGUCAUUGUCGACCCCAUUCCGUUGCUGAUGCAAUUAAUUAUCUUCAUUCUGGUCAUAGUGUCGGCAAGGUAAAUUCAUACUCAUACGCGUCUAAACCAUUUCCGGGAUUCUUCCCAAACUGCCGGAUUCAUUUCUACUAUUGCAGGUCGUUGUAUGCAUGGAUCCAAUGUACAAUAAUCGCCUUGCAGAUGCCGUCGGUUUGAAUGUCUCGAUAGAAUAGAAGAGAGUUUCCCCUCCCUUGGGCCACAAAACGCACAAGGGGAAGAUGAAUGGGCAAGCUUCAACGACGUCGACCACAACACCGCCCACGGAGGACCUCAGUUUACAAAUAAGAGUAAAGACCAAAAGCGUUUUUAUGAUUUUGGUCAUAGACAUUACAUUUUGAAUUAUUUCGUCUCACAUAUUUGAAAUUGGGCCGGACUUGGUCCAAAAUGGACGGCGCUGUGAGAAAUAAAUGGUCACCGACUAUUUAGCCAUUUUGACCCAUCUAACCAUUUUAAUUACAAAUUUUAAUUUUUUUUAAAAAAAUUGUAUUAUUUUUAAAAAACUAAAAUCAAAGAACCUGCUCUCUUUCUUAUUCUCCUUCACCGCCGCCACCAACCCCGCUCCUGCCCCUUCGGCGACAGCGACGCCAUUGAAAUCUUGUAACAAAUUCCCUCCAAAUGAUUGGGUGUAACACAGCAAGCGGGCGCCUCUCCUCUCUUCUCCCCACUUUAUUUAUACGAGUAAGUAUUUUGCUACAAUUGCUCACUCUCUCUCUCUAAGCACAUAGAUGCGCAAUACGCACAAUUUACCAAAAAGCGACUUGCUGCUUUGCGUUUCCAGCUUUCUUCUCCACAACUCUUCGUCUUCCUUGCCAUUUCCAAAAGCCAAAGCCAUCACAGCAAUCGCAACGCUUUAAUGGAUCCCGAUGUCAAUAUUUCUCUUCCGAUUUUCAAGUUAGAUUUUAUUGAUUCAUUGAUGCUAGUAGGAACUCCAUCGAUCUCCAGCCAAAAUUGAUUUCAGAUUUGGAGUUCAUAUUUAAUUUGCGUCGACAUUCCUUUUUUUCUGGCGGAUGGGAGUGCGUUUGAGCAAUUUCAAUCCUAGUGAAUCAUUUCGUCGACGGGGAGCAAACCAGAAGAUAGACAUUCAACCGGCUUGCUAUGGUUCGAUCGCUGUUGGGAAGAACUAGGUUUCGCCGACGUGAGAGGGGGAGUGUGAGAGAGACGAUUCAUUUUUUUAUUCUGAAAUGUUUAGGUGUAGUGUUGUAUUCUUUUGGCAUUUCGUGUGUUUUAAUGCAUUUGUUUUUUAGUUCA